Sander lucioperca (pikeperch) is the source of this 7876-nucleotide messenger RNA. RefSeq names its product shroom family member 1 (gene shroom1). Gene Ontology annotation, molecular function: actin filament binding. The record is from RefSeq and is a predicted model, not a curated record. The transcript is spliced from 10 exons. Gene Ontology annotation, biological process: actin filament organization. Gene Ontology annotation, cellular component: cortical actin cytoskeleton; apical plasma membrane; adherens junction. Bases 463 to 5316 code for a protein of 1617 amino acids. NCBI's taxonomy places the organism in Eukaryota, Metazoa, Chordata, Actinopteri, Perciformes, Percidae.
UCCAGGGAAUAAGGUAAGCUAACUGCGAGCGAAGGAAAAAGGAAAGCUCAUUACCGGGUGCGGCGAUGCACUUUAGCCAACUACAAAAAAGUGCGUAAGUUAAUGUACUUCUUUUAACCGUCAUUCACUAGAGAAGAGGAAACACAUCCGAGAGAAACAAGGACUACGAGUUAAAAACAGCGAAAUCACGGGAAUCAACAGAUGGAAAUCAGGAAGGUCAGCGACUUAGACUCAAAGUUUGGGAGCUACUGAGCAGACUGUGUGAAAAGGCUUUGAAUAAACAAAAAGGAGGCAGGAAAAUGACCUAAUUAGCGACAGGCGUGACGGACAACUUGGUGCAAAUGUGUUGGUGGUAAUUUCCCCAGUUUCACCCGCAAGGAAGACCCAUGCAUCAGCGCACAUACACGUACAACACAUUUACAAACCCCGCCCUUCCCUUCCUGCCAUCCGCCCCAGUCCUCCAUGGAAUCCUACAACUUCCACUUUGAGAGAAUGAGCAACGUGGACCUGCAUCCUCUGAGCCUGUCCGUCAGCCGGCUCUCCCCAGCCAAGUCCAACAGCAGCAUCGCCGACCAACUUGCCCACCACCAACACGGCAAAGGAGACUCUGCCUACAGCUCCUUCUCUGGUGGGUCCACUGCCCCAGACUACCCCUCCCCCUUUCUCCCAGACGACCUACAGUCCAGCUCCUUCACCCACUAUGCUGAUCUUAAGUACGUGAAGUCUAUUUACCAUCCGACCCAGGUUCUGCAGUCUGACUCAAAGACCAUGGACCAGCUCUAUUGCUCUGUGGAAGCUAUCUCACAGCAGUUCCGCAACAAUACCAGCACCAAUGUAAACCACCACAAUGGCAACGACAGUUUCCGUACCAACAACAAAGCACUCUCUAAAAAAGCUGUGCAUUUGGGGCCACCAUCCCAAGGUGCUUACCCUCCUGUCCGUCCUCCUCCAAUCCCAGCACGCCUGGAUAGUUUCAUAGCAACAAAAAACUUGGAAAACAGCAGGGUCCACCAUCAAGGUACUGAGUUUCAACCCCAGCAGCCACAGCCUCAACAACAGCCCAGACCCCACAAUCGACUCCAUCCACAGCCCCAUGGUCUGAAUGCCCCAAAACCUGAAACGGCUAACCCAGAUACAGGAAAAUCAAGCUUCAAUUCUGACCCAGUGUACUCAGUUUGGAGGGGCUCUCAACAGCCACAGGCCCAGCAGCCGCCAAGCUACCGCCCCCACCUCCAGCAAAACGAUGAGACCAGGGCGGCGUUAAACCCAGAAUACCUUUUCAUCACAGAUAGCAAGGUUGCCUCUGAGCAGCAGAAAUCAACAAACAUCCUAAGUCGAUCACCUCCCCUAGGAACAAGUCAGCCUGAGCACCUGAAACCCAGAGAGCCUUCGAGCAGUGGUGGAUGUAAUGAAGACCAUCACAACAAGCCAAGUGGAACCACUAGCCAUUUUGAGAGUCAGCGCCAAAGGGCACACUCGGCCCAUGGUUGGCUGGGUUCAGAGCCAAGCCGAGCUGCCAGCCCCUGGAAUGCUGGUCAGAGUUUUGUCAACAGCAGCAUCCAGCAUAAGGGUCAGUUCUACUUUGUGACGGGAGUGUGUAAGCUGUCUGAAUCUGGUAUGAGGACACACUCUGCAUCUGUGUCUGGGUCUGAGGCUGGGAGUGAGAGCUCCACUGUGUUGGAGACACACCGGCUAAGAGAAAAAGAAAGAUGUCACAGCACAAUGGAUAAUUUGUUUAGACCUCUCCAAGAGAGCUCUCGCUCUUCCAGUGGUGUGAUUCCAGAUGAGAGAGAGACUUUCACGUCCCAGAGCAAGGACCUGUCCUCCAGAAGCCAGGAUCAGGAGAAUCAAAGACUAUCCCUCAUCUCGACGCAGUCCUCUCCAAACUUUGACAGCUUAGAAGAAAUCGACAUGAUGCAGAUUCGAGAUAUUGGCCGCCACACUGCCAACAACCCUAUAUUCUACUGUGGACCUGACAGAAACUGCCCACCACAUUCAACUAAACAAACAAGCGAGUUCACCUCACUGAUAAACAAUGAACAGUCCAACCAACACAAGAGAGAGGAGCAGGCAAAGAGAGGGAAACGGCAGCCUUUGGGGGAUGUAGCCAGCGAGAAAAUAAACAAAGAAACUACCCCGCUUCUUUACCACCUUACCGGAGCCGGCAGGGCAGCGUUACAGCCUAAAAAGGAUGCUGAUUUCAGUAUAAAAAGCAAGGAAGCAAUCCCAAACAAAACAGGUCAUGGAGACGUGGCUACUAGCGAUAAGCAGAGACCUCCAAAAACUGACACGAGCAAGAACGAUAGAGGGGAAGUUAUCUCUGUUGACUGUAACACCCUGGACGACUCAUUUAAAAAGUACUACAAAGAAAAGCUGAAGGAUGCCCAGUCGAAAGUCCUAAGGGAGACGUCAUUUAAAAGGAGAGACUUGCAGCUGUCAUGGACACACCGUAUCAGGCAAAAACCGGAGCUGAGACCUACAGUGAUUCACACUUUCACCCCAUCACAGGACUCUGAGACUUCCACAGAUACACUCACUCCAUCUGUGACCUCUGAGGAAACAGAGAGGGGGAGCAUAAAAGAAGACGUCAGGGAGAGACAGGAGGAGAUGGACAAAGAGACUAAAAAGGAAAACGGGAGACCAGCGAAUGUGGCCAUGCCCCAGGUAGCACGUAUCGGAGGCAGGAGGCGAUUGACUCCAGAGCAAAAGAAGAUGUGCUACUCUGAACCAGAGAAACUCAACCAGCUUGGUGAUGCACCCAUCCACUCUGCAUGCCGCUCCUUUGGCAACGAAAAUGACAACCCGUUUGCAGUUGAAUGCGAGGGAGAGGAACGUGUGCAGCAAGGAGAGCAGGGACUGGUUGCAGCACGGAGGAAGAUGUUUGAGACAAGAGGUAGAGCGCUUUCAGCCUCUAGUGCUUCAAAGACAAACUUAAAACAUCUGCAACAGAAGGCCCUGGCGGAGUACAUGGAGCGUAAGACGGGCCAGAAAGUGGCUGAGCCACAGCAACCAGCGCUUCAGAUACCAUCUCCAUCCAGACAGAGGCAUUCUCUGGGGGAGAAACCCUUUGACUGGGGUCACAGGCCUCUAUCAGGAAAUCAUGAAGGCAGAAACACCAAGAAGAAACUCCACAGACCCCACUCUGCAGGCCGCAUCCUUGACUCUUCCACCAGCUCAAUCAGGUACGCCCAGUUCUUCUCAGCUCAGUCUUGUUCGGGCCAAUAUGCCGGCCAGUCAAAUCAACCCAAAUGGAGGGAGAGUCAAGGUCCAUUUCACGGGAAGUCUGCCUCAGUGGAGAGUCUGUUGGACCAGCCAGAACCACCUAGUUUCCUCAGGAACAGAUCCACAUCCACACCACAUGCGUUUCAGGCACUCGACUAUGAGGAGGAUCCAUUACCAGUUACUAUGGAAACCUGGAGUCCCCAGAUGGAUGCCACUGAGGACUCCUUAAUUAAGCCGCCGCCUGAGGGCCAUCAGAGGGUCCGUGUGGUCGCACAGAGGGGGAAGUCCAUGGAGGAGCUUGGGGCAUCAAAGUUAACAAGACCAUCAGCCCUUAGUAAAAGUUCGGAGCAGCUAGAUCAACUGUGGAGGGAUUCGACUGGACCAGGAGGACCGGACAGAGACAAGAUGAGUGUUUCAUUCUUUGCCGAAGUCAGAGAAGCCCAGGGGCAGGACGGCGGGAGGAAGAAACAAAAUCGAACAGAGCAAGCGGGAAAAGAACCAGAGAUCGUUGGUCAGAAGAACACUCCGGGACAGACACAAAACCAAACUCAGAAAAAGUCCUUGUUGAAGCAGAACUCCGAACCUGGGGAGGAUGCCACAGCAGGAACAAGGAACUCAAGUAGAUCCAUCUCCCCGGCAGCCUCCUGCUCCUCUGCCCGGGCCAGGGUUCACUCUGGAUCUCCUGGUUCGCACGGACCGGUCACAGAUGAGUUCAGGUCCAGUGGACUGCCCAGUGAGACUUCAUCUGACCCACCUUCCCCCAGAUGUCUAGAGACCAGUGAGAGGGGGAUCAAAUCCACUUCGUCCACCCCCACCCAGACAAAGCUUCCUUGUGAAAACAGGCCAAGCUCCAGUAGAGUCAGGACUUCUCCGUCUGUGACUGGAUCAGAGAGAGAGCAGUCGGUGGAUGAACCAAGCGCUGACGCCCCACAGCCUGACUCCAACCAUGAAGUGUCUCUGAGCUGCGGUGUCACCACAGAUCCAUCGCUGUGGAUUCUUCCUCCAGAGGAAGAGAUCAAAGACGAACACCAGACUUCGCCGCUGAUAGACAACGUUUUUGACGACGAGCCCACCAGCUCGGCCCCGCCAACGCAGACAAGUGAAAGCUCUGUGUCUCCCUGCACCUCCGUCUCUGAUGCAGACACCAGUCAGCAGGCGGAGGAGGAGGAGGAGAAUCCAGAAACGGAAGAUGAGAAGUCGGGAGAAAGCCAGGAGAUGGAGGAGAGGGGAACACCGGAGGGAGAGACGGAGAGCGUGGAGAAGCCUGCUGAGAGACCUCAGUGGAAGGAGCUGGUAGAAGCGUUGGUCGAGGCCGACCGAUCACUGGCCAGAGUGCUCUACCCACUGGCCAAUCGUAAGACGGCACUGAUGCUGAUGGAGCAGCUGCUGUCAGAAGACACGCUGCUGAUGGAGGAGCACUACAAGAAGAAACAGGAGCAGAAAGGAGCUUCAGAAAGUGCUGAAACGGUCGAAGGGGCUGAGCCACCUCCUUGUCCUUCUGUUCCUGACAGCCUGAAACCUCAGUGUACAGACCUGCAGAGCAAAGCUGACAUCACUGAGAAAAAGCGUCUCUUAGCGUCCUAUAUCGAGGAGCGUCUGCGUUCGCUGGAAGAGACACGUUGUGCCCUGCAGACGGAGAUUCAGGAGAACGUGGCCCAUGGAGAGGCCCUGCAGGUGCUGGUCCGUGAGCGCUGUUUGCCCGUGGAGCUGGAGAGGUACAACCUGUUCAUAGGAGACCUGGAGAGGGUGGUUAACCUGUUGCUGUGCCUCUCUGCUCGGCUGGCCAGGGUGCAGAACGCCCUGAGCACCGUGGACCAAUACACUGAUGCCGAGGAGAAGCAAUCUCUGGACAGUCGCCACCGUCUGCUGUGCAAACAGAGGGAGGACGCCAAAGAUCUGAAGGAUAACCUGGACCGGAGAGAGAACCUGGUCUCCACCUUUCUGUCACGUCAGCUGUCCGCCGAGCAGCUGCAGGACUACCGGUGCUUCAUCCAGACCAAGGCCUCGCUGCUCAUCCGACAGAAGGACCUGGAGGAGAAGCAGAGGCUGGGAGAGGAGCAGCUGGAGGGCCUUUCCAACAACCUGCAUCUGUGAAGGGAGGAACACGAAAGCACAGAUUCCUCCUUUCGUUUCUUUUCUUGACUUGCCUUAAAGGAGGACUGGCUUAUUUUAAAAAGACUGUAAAAGACAUGUAGAGAGUUUUGGCUGUACAUCUCACUUGGAUUAUAAGUGGUCCAUUUGAUGUCUUCAACCCUUUUCACCCUGUCAUGACUUUCUUUUAUUCUUUAAAAGAGUUUGACAGGGCUACUGGGGAACCCACCAUGCCUCUUGCUGCUCUCCUGUCAUACUAUAUAGGCUGCACAUGAGAUGAGCAAUAAAGACUGUUGAGCUCCUUUCUGUCAUCUGUCGAGGGUGCCCAGAACACUCACCCAAUCUCCGCCCAGUGUCAGUCUGCACAAUCUGCAAUGUGUACCUGGAGGCUUUUCCCAAUGUGACGCACAUUGAGCUGUUUUUAUGUGUGCCUUGAUGUUGGUGUUGCUGUGGAACAUUUUCCAUUAGAGCUGCUGUGUGGAAACUUUGCGUCCCUUGUUAGCAAUUCAGCAACUGUCCUUCACUUUUUCAAUAAGAUGGUAGUGCUACAGCCCUGUAUCUGCACCUGUGGAAACCUAUUAUAAGCUUUAAGAUUGUAUUUUGACCUGUGAGAAGGGUUCAGUGAAAGAGCGUAGCCUGAGACAGGGGCGGUUUACUGUAUCAUGUCAGUAAAAUGUAUAGCAGAUUGAAUCGUUUUUGUUUUUGUAAAUGUUCCUUUUUUUUUUUUUUUUUUUAAAUGUGUUUCAAAUUAAGGCACUAAAAACCAAAAAGGGUGAAUGAAAAAAGCACUUUUUAAUGAUACAUAAAUGCACAUUUCUUCAAAUCAGAUAGUACAAAUAGACAAGUAAUUUCAAGUGAAAGCCUUACUCCAUCCAUUUAAACAAUAUUUCUAUUCUUUUGUUUUGUCUUAAAUUUUAAAUAGGAAUGUUUGAAAUAUUCUUUCUUUAAAAAAAAGUACUUGAGCAGACCCAGCAACAUUCAGCAUUGUGUACAAAUACCUUUCCAGCUAAUUUCAUACGUAAUGUUAUUAAGUCUUGAUGAUUUCAUGCUGGAAAGGUUCCUUAUAAGGAGGUGCUAAACCUCUUUAAAGCAGAUUAUAAUAUAAGCAACAAUUAUAUCACUGAGUAUUUUCUCCCAAUGUCCCUUUGUCGCACACGUGACAUGCGAUACUUGAAAUACUUUUGUAUUGAAGAAGAAAGUCCACAAUCUUCACUUCAGGUGUGUUAAACUAAUUUUCUAUUCUCUACCUCCACUGUGUAGGCCCUUUUAGACAUGAGUAACAUUUAAGUUUAUUUGAUUGUACACAGUAGUUAAAAAAGCUCUUGUUGUUAGCCCUGAAUGAAAACACGCUCUUAAAUGACUUUCCCCCUAAUUUAAAAGAAAAUCUCACAUUUUAAAAACUGCACGUGUUUUUACAUUAAUAUUUGUCAUUAGUUUUUGUAGUCUUAUUCAUUUCUCUUUACUGAAUCUUCAACCAGAUGCAUCGGAGAGCUGUUUAAGAGUGAUGUGAGCUGUUGUCAGCUCUAUGUCAGAAUAUUUGCUGUGUGUGUGUAUGCUUGAAAUAAUGAAUGUCUUAAUUUCAUGUGUAUAGAGAAUAGUUGUUGAACAGAAAGACAGAAUUCCUCUCGGAGUUUGCCGUUUUCAACAAAGCUCCUAGGAAGUCGUAAAGUGAUCAAAAUGUUAUUGUCCCUCAGGAAAUAAUACCUGUUGGCUGUACUAAAAAAAUUUAAAAUAAAAACUGAUCCAGUGUAUGGGUUGACUGGGUUGACUGAGGCAGAGCAUCAUUAGUAGCCUCUUCCCAUAAAAAAAAAAAAAAAAAAAACUUACCCUAAAACCCUACUCACUAACUCAAAAUGUAAAAAAAUAAAUAAACUGGAAACUCUUUUACAUUGAAAGAUAUUUUCAGUUUCUUUGGUAAACAGUUUCUCCCCCCCUUCCACCACCCCUACAGCAUUUCUCUGGAGAUUUACCACCCUGUCCGUUUCAGUUUGCUAAACAAAUGUAUGUUUGUUUUGGCCUUUGUGCUGACUCAGGGCAGAAGGGUUAGAAGGACUCUCGUGUUGUUCCACGCAGCCUGCUGGAAUUCCUGAAGUAUGCAACAUUUUGGAGAAAGAAAGACUGUGGGGGAGAAAGUGAGGAAAAUGUUCCCAUUGAGGAGAAGCAGCACAUGGAUAAAUACUUAUUUUAGUCCUUGCUAUGUGUGCAUACAGUACUUAAAAACAUUUGACAGCUUCUUGAGUCAUUUCUUGUUUCUGUGAUUCAAUCAAAGCGGUGUUUUGUUGAGGUCGCUGAAAAAUGGGCCUGUUUUUGAAGUAGGAUUAGUUUGUUUCAAAUACUGGAAGCGUGUAACACUGAUAAGAACAGAAUCUAUUUUAAAGCCAAGAAGAAAAGACAUUUUACACUGAGUCCCCAGUUGGUGGGAUGACAGCAGAGACAUUUCUAAAUCCACUUUUUCUGCUCUAUUUCACACCUGUUUUCUGUUGAGUUUGAGUUGUUUUUGUGCCUGUUUGGAGUUGUAAAUUCUAUGUUUGUAAUAUUGUGAAUAAAUUAAGCUCUCCCUCUA